This is a messenger RNA of Blastocystis hominis, 1092 nucleotides long. RefSeq lists its product as hypothetical. Gene Ontology annotation, cellular component: late endosome; HOPS complex. The record is from RefSeq and is a predicted model, not a curated record. The transcript has 2 exons. Gene Ontology annotation, biological process: protein targeting to vacuole; endosomal vesicle fusion. Bases 1 to 1092 code for a protein of 363 amino acids. Lineage: Eukaryota; Bigyra; Opalinata; Blastocystidae.
AUGGAGAUCACCGCGGUUUUCUCGGCGAUCUUCGAGCGGGCCGCGCAGCCGCUGAGUUUCGACGCCAUCCAGGCCUCGUUCCUCAAAUCCGCCUGGGAAACGCUCGUCCUCGACAGCACCGCGGGGAUCUCCGCGAUCCGGCGCGCGCUGAACGUCAAGGUCGAGCUGAACGCGAACCGGAAAAUAGUCGCGGGACUGGAGUUGCUCGAGAAAACCGCGGGGAAUCUGCUGCAGGAAUUGUUCGACCGGCUGCAGGCGCGCAUCCCGCUGGCCGUUUUGCUGUCGUGCGUGCUGAACCAGAACAGCGGGAACACAAUUCGGGAUGUGAGUAACAUUAUUAACAAGGUCAUUCUUUCCCUCCAAAUGGACAUCGAGUCCUACUCCAAUUUCGUUCGCAUUUACCGCGGGGAUUACAACGAAAGUCUCCAUCAGAAGGUCGAGGCGAUGAAACGCCCCUUGGUCGGGCGUUUCGCCAGCUGCGCGCUGUGCGGCGCGGAUUUUUUGCCAGAAAACGAGGCUAUUUCGGUGUUUGCUUGCGGACACUCGUUCCACGCCCGCUGUUUAGAACGGGGAAACCGGGGAAAUGGAGAAACCGGGGAAACCGAGGAAUGUCCGAUUUGCCGCGGGAAGAGGGAGGAAGUGCGCAAAAAGACGGUCAAGCAGCGGCUUUUGCCGGAUCCCGCGGGAAUGGAGGCGAGCGAAGGGGAAGCGAAGAUGGAAAAAGAAAAAGAAAAAGAGGCGGGAAACGAAGACAACGACAACAACAAAAUCAAAGUCAACGACGAGAUCAACGACAAGGUCAAGGUCAAAGACGAAGACGAAGACGAAGACGAAGUGACGCGAUGGCGGGAAUUCCAGAGAAAACGGCGGGAAAAGGAAGAGGGCUCGCUGCUGUUCAUCUUCGAUAAGAUGGGAGGCAACCAGCAGCAGAUGUUGAAAUUGCUCGAACCGCCUUCUUUGUUCUCCGCCGCUCCCGACUUCCCCGACAUUGAUCCCCAAUACUUGAUUGAAACGCCGCAGCCAGGAAGUCUGCCGAUCAAGCCGAAUUCGAAGGGAGAGUGCGUUCUCCUCUUUAGCUCUCCAUUUGCAUAA